AAACCGAAAAGAUGCCAUGAUUGGUCCUCGUUUUGAACAAACUGAUCUCGAAGUUCAGCCGAAUUCGGCAGCUGCCAUUGAUUUGAUUGCCGAAGAGCCAAUUCAUUAUGUAGAAGGCAGAAUUGCAAUAUGCGACGGGGGUAUUUAA
Molecule: messenger RNA, 148 nt
Organism: Cetraspora pellucida
Lineage: Eukaryota; Fungi; Glomeromycota; Glomeromycetes; Diversisporales; Gigasporaceae
Source: the annotation of a GenBank genome assembly